This is a messenger RNA of Clunio marinus, 2445 nucleotides long. The record is from the annotation of a GenBank genome assembly. Lineage: Eukaryota; Metazoa; Arthropoda; Insecta; Diptera; Chironomidae.
AUGGAUAUGAAUGGUCGGUCGGUCGUUCGUUUAAAGCCAAUAGCAGUUCAUAUCACAACGAGGGAAAAGUUCGUCUCAGCCGAGAAACGCUAUGAUGUCGAAUGUAAGAGUUCCGGUUCAAGGCCCGAGGCUGUCUUAACAUGGUGGAAGGGAUCACGACAAAUCAAAAGGAUGGCCAAGAAUUUUUCCGAGACAGGCAAUCAAUCAUUGAGCAUUCUGACGUUCAUUCCCGUGGUAGAUGACGAUGGAAAAUACUUGACGUGUCGUUCAGAAAAUCCAUUCAUACCAGAUAGUGCAAUCGAAGACAAAUGGAGACUCGUUGUUCAUUACAUGCCAGUUGUCACUCUGAAAAUGGGCUCAUCACUUAAUCCCGAUGAUAUUAAGGAAGGUGCUGAUGUAUAUUUCGAAUGUUUGAUUCAAUCCAAUCCGAAACCAUACAAGAUGUCGUGGUAUCAUAAUGGAGUUGAGCUUCAUCACAAUGUCACAGCAGGGAUUAUUUUAUCAGAUCAAUCAUUGGUAUUACAGAGCGUAACAAAGAGUUUAGCAGGCGAUUAUACUUGUUUAGCUGUAAACAAUGAGGGUCGCGGCACAAGCAAUCCGGUUACGUUGCGUGUUCGAUGUGAGUAUUUUCUUCCAUUUCAUUUCAUUUCGUUUCUUGCCCCAGUUUGUUCAAGCGACCGAGAAGAGCUUUUAGGAGCUUUGAAACAUGAAACCUUGCAAUUGAAAUGUGAAGUGGAAUCAUCACCACCUGCCGAGUCAUUUCAUUGGACGUUCAACUCAUCAGGUGAACAGACGGAGCUCACAUCACAGCUACACACCAGUGAAUCAGGAUGGUCUCGAUUAAAUUACACACCCACGUCAGAUCUUGACUAUGGAACAAUCUCUUGUUGGGCGAAAAAUGUCAUCGGCGUUCAGAGAACUCCAUGCGUGUUUCAAAUCGUUGCUGCAGGUCGACCGUUUGCAUUGCAAAAUUGUACGGUGUCAAAUCAAUCUAUCGAAACGAUUCAUGUUGAAUGCAUUGAGGGAUUCGAUGGCGGCUUACCUCAAAUGUUUUUAUUGGAAAUGGUUGAAAUACCCACAUUAAAAUUAGUCAGAAACCUGACACUUUAUAGGCCACCUGUAUCAUUCAUUUUGGACAAUGUUGAGUCGAGCAGCUCGUAUCGGUUGAUUUUAUUCGCUGUGAAUCCCAAAGGUCGCUCAGAGCCUGUGAUAAUCGAUGAUAUUACAUUUAAAGGUGUGGCUAAGUUUACAGGUGUGUCAAACGUGAUGAAUGUUCCCGUCUCGCCUGUUCUUGCCGCACUCGUUUUGACUGCAGCGAUUUUAUUCGCAAUUGUAUGCAUUGUUCUAGCGACAAUUUAUCGAAAGCACUCGCAUAAAAAUAACGUUGAAAAAAUGAAAAAUUCAAAAACUCUCGACAUUUCUGCCAAAUCAAAGGACUGUCAAAUGCAAUCAAUGUCUCAAGCGAGAGAAAAUGGCAUUUCAACGCCGCUUGUUGACAGUAGUUUGAUGAGACAUAGUCCACAAUUGAUGGGUGAGCCACCUGAUGGUGACGAUACCGAUCCAGAUGUGAUUCCAAAUCAAUAUGAACGUCGUCCAUUGAAAUCAACGAUGCCCAUCCCUCUCUUUCAAAGUCCGUCAUCACGUUUGAAUCCCAAGGAUAUAAUGGAGGAUGAUCGAGGAUGUUCCGUUGAUGGAUUAAAUUUAACGUCCUCAUUAGAGGGGUCGCAUAAUGAAGCACUUCAUUAUUCAUUUAUGCCCAACAAACAAAUUAGCUAUGCAACGUUAGGUCGCAAUAACAAAAAUAGUAUAACAACGUGUACAGCAUCAUCGUCCGUAUACACUUCAUCACCUUUAGGUAGUCCAAUAAAUCAGCAACUGGGCGGACCAUCUGUAAAUAUCUCACAUCCGAUGAGUGUCGGCCUCAUCAGCCCCAAUCAAUCAAUUGUUACAUCAACACUUAACGAAUUUCGUUUUCGACCUGAGCUACUAGCAAACUCUAAUCGAUUACAAGAGAGUUGUAUAUAAAAUAAAUAAGUGAAAAGUUUUAGAAAAAAAAUUUAAAAAAACUUGUAAUCUCUUGCUCGAAAAUAAAUCAAUUAAAUAACUGAAAAGAAGAAGCAGAAAGGUUCUUUAAAGAAUUAAAAAUUAUAUCUCUUAGAUUAGAAAAUGGAGAAAACAGCGAAAAAAAUUUAAUUGAGAAUGAGAAAGGAAGACAAAUUAGGCAAUGUCAACGAUAGUCAAAUUGUUUCAUUAAAUUCUACAAUCAAGGAAUGAAAAAUUGUAUGAAAUUGCUGAAUAAUGAAGAGAUUUUACAACGAUCUUACUGUUAAUUAUAGUACACUUUUCUGUUCUUCAAGCGUUCAUGGGACGCGUCAUAUCCACAUUAUACUGUUAAGGCUAUAAAAGACUGGAUAAAUAGAGGAAUCUGUAGAGAAAAUAACAAAA